GGCCGCCCGCCCGGCGCCGCGCUGCCCGGCCCCGCCGCCGGCGCUGCGGCCCGGCAGGGCGCCACGGUCAGGCCCGGCCCGGCCCGGUACAGCCUGGUCUGGCUCGGCACGGCCUCUCGAGAGGGCGGCUGAGAUCCGCCGCGGCCGGCGAUGGGAGAUGGAAGGAACCGGCGGUGCGGCAGAAGCACUUGUGUGGGAUAAUGAUGUAUCAGCUCACGCCCAGACUGUUGCCAAAGCCAAAUAUGAAUUUUUAUUUGGCUUGGAAGAAGAGAAGCCUUCAGAAAGGGGUGGUGGCCAUGGAGGCAGAACUUCACUCCCUCAUACCAUCAUCAAUGAAUUUCCAGAGUAUGGCACCAUAGAGCCAAGUGAGGACACACCGAGGGCUUCAUUGCCACGCCAGGCAGAGCCUGUGGCACGCAGUUCAGAACCUCACCAGUGGGUACCUGGCAGGCCCAUUCCUCAGCCUGUGGUUUCUGCAGACAGUUUGAGAUCUGAUGCUGGGUCAGGGCAGCUGUGUGCCACAGAAGGUUUUCCACCUAUGGAUAGCCUGCCAGAGACUACAAAAAUCUCUCUAUGUCUGGAAGUGGCAAAGGUGCAAGAGAGAGCAAAUACUUCUGUAGAAUCAGAGACACAAAUGGAAAAAAAGAGCGGUACUGGCAGCCAAAAUGUGCAGGCAGCCGAAGAACCAGUUCCAACAGGCCAAGAAAAACCCUCAGACAUGCCUCUUCCAUCUGAACGAACAGCUGAGGAAAAAAUGCAUUUGAUUGUAGAGAAAGAUCUGGCUGCAAUAUGGACUGGGGAAAAGCAGUCUGAGUCCUUGCAAUCCAUCAGUAAUAACGCUGAGGAGGUCCAUGCAGCACAGGAGACAAGCUGUCACAGACCAUCUGUGACAAACCUGGAAGCAGCCAGCAGAGUGGAGGGGUGGGCGCAUUUUGAGGAGUUUUCAGUGCACAGUCAAGGCAAAAUGCAAAUGGGCCCUGAGAGGAGGCUCUCUAAAGAGGCAGCUGUGAGCAAACAUGUAGAAUUUCAAGGGGUGGAGAUAUUAUGGCUGCAAAAAGCUGAGGAGCAGAGAAGAAAGAAGCACUCGCUGCUGGAGACUGUGUCUGUGGAGAGGAAGGCAUUCCCCAAAACAUCCAGCUACCCUGUGGCACCAAUAUCCUUCCCAGGUUUGGUCUCCUCACCAGACAGUGUUUGGAAUGAAGUUUGUGAGGACCCAAGAAUAGGACCAGCUGCCUCUGGAGAUGCUCCUCUGGCGCUGCUUGAUGAAAGUGGGGAGGAUGAAGUUCUUGUGAAGGACAAGAAGAACCAUGCUGAGGAGGAGACAGCUGUCCUAGUGAGAGGCCGGGGCAGGAUGGUGGAGGAGGGGGAAGCAGCCACUGGAGGAUAUGAAGAUGUCCUUGGACAGAGGCAUUCUGAUGUCUUCACUGAUCUGUACAGCUCACAGUUUGAAAACAUCCUAGACAAUGCAUCUUUGUACUACAGUGCGGAGUCGCUGGAGACAUUGUACUCAGAGCCUGAUAGCUACUUCAGCUUUGAGAUGCCACUUACUCCCAUGAUCCAGCAGCGCAUGAAGGAGGGUGGACAGUUUUUAGAUCGAAUGCCAGCCUCAGGACAGUCAGAUGUCCUGCAGCUUCCUCCUGACAGAGAGGUGAAGGGCUACGGAGAAGGCAUCGCCAAUGGCUUAAGGGAUGCAAGCGAAACAUUCGUCAGAGGAGAUGUCAUGGAAGUUCCUUGCUUCGAAAGCAAUGCUGAACUUCAGAAUAUGGCGUUAGACUCCAGUGCUGCCAUGGGGAGCAAAGAACUUCAGGAGAAAGAUGUCACGGGAGCCCUUAGCCAUGAUCUCAGCAAUGGCAGCAGUGGCAAUGUGGAAGCAGCCAGGCGCCUGGCUAAGCGCCUCUACCAUCUGGAGAGAUUCAAACGCUCUGAUGUGGCAAAGCAUUUGGGUAAAAACAAUGAAUUCAGCAAGCUUGUAGCUGAAGAAUACCUGAAGUUCUUUGACUUCACAGGCAUGACGCUGGACUGCUCACUCAGGAGUUUCUUUAAAGCCUUUUCACUUGUUGGAGAAACUCAGGAAAGAGAGAGAGUUUUAAUCCACUUCUCCAGCAGAUACUACCAGUGCAACCCAAACACCAUUUCUUCUCAAGAUGGAGUUCACUGUCUCACAUGUGCCAUGAUGCUGCUGAACACAGACCUGCAUGGCCAUAAUAUUGGGAAAAAGAUGACCUGCCAGGAAUUCAUUGCUAACCUCCAGGGGAUGAACGAUGGCAAAGACUUCCCAAAGGGACUGUUGAAGGCCCUCUACAAUUCAAUCAAGAAUGAGAAGCUGGAAUGGGCAGUGGAUGAAGAAGAAAAAAAAAAGUCUCAUUCAGAUGGUACAGAUGAAAAGGAUAAUGGGAGCCAGACAAAGGCUGUCAGUCGAAUUGGCAACUCGAAUAACCCAUUCCUGGACAUCCCUCAUGAUCCCAAUGCUGUUGUGUAUAAAACUGGGUUUCUGGCUCGGAAAAUCCACGCAGAUAUGGAUGGAAAGAAAACUCCCCGGGGAAAGCGAGGUUGGAAAACCUUUUAUGCUGUGCUGAAGGGAACGGUCCUGUACUUGCAGAAGGAUGAAUAUAAGCCAGAAAAGGCUUUGUCGGAGGAAGAUCUGAAGAACGCAGUUAGUGUGCAUCAUGCACUGGCAUCCAAGGCAACAGACUAUGAGAAGAAACCCAAUGUCCUCAAGCUUAAAACAGCAGAUUGGAGGGUCCUGCUUUUCCAAGCCCAGAGCCAAGAAGAAAUGCAGACUUGGAUCAACAAGAUUAACUGUGUGGCUGCUGUCUUCUCUGCACCACCUUUUCCAGCAGCUAUUGGCUCUCAGAAGAAGUUCAGUCGCCCACUUCUGCCAGCCACCACAACAAAGCUAUCUCAGGAUGAACAGCUGAAGUCCCAUGAAGCUAAGCUGAAGCAGAUCUCCACUGAGCUUGCUGAACAUCGCUCCUAUCCUCCUGACAAGAAGCUCAAGGGCAAGGAAGUAGAUGAUUACAAGCUGAAGGACCACUAUCUGGAGUUUGAGAAAAAUCGCUAUGAGGUGUAUGUUGGCCUCCUGAAAGAGGGGAUGAAGGAGCUGCUGAGUGGAGGCGAGAAUGAAGCGCCAGGACUGAAGAAAUCCCACUCAAGUCCCUCAUUGAAUCAGGAGUCUCCAGUUAGUGCCAAGGUGAAACGCAAUGUCUCGGAGAGGAAGGACUACAGGCCAGAAACACCCAGCAUUAAGCAGAAGGUCACUUAGGUUGGAAAUGACAACUAGGGGAACAGCCAUGCAGCAAAGUACCGGUGAUCAAAUUUUUUUCCUUUAAUAACCUGUCAUUCACAAAAAAUAAGUGCAUCUGCCUGAAUGGAGUGUUAGUGACAUUUUCUAUUGUAUAUUUUGCUGUUUCUGUGCAAAUUGUGGGAGAUGUCUUUGCUCCUGCUUUCCUUGCUUUGUUAAUUUAUCAUUAAGCAACUGAAGCAUCGGGACUUUUGUGUUGUUCUGUUUCUAAAGGAGCUGGGGAAGGGGUAGAGCGCUGUGACGUAUAUUCUGUCUCUUCCCCGUUUAUCUCCUCCCAUCGGCACGUGGCUUUCAUCUCUCAAGUCACUUGUCACUUUAUUUACAUGGUGGGUGGGAAAAGUAACUGGACAAAUGCUGCGAUGCUGUGAAUGCGAGCUGUAGCUGUGAGCAGAGCUGUGCAAAUGAGCAGCUCCAGAAGCUAGCUAGAGCCUAGGGUACUGGAAACGCUGGUUUCCUGUCAGUGCAGAGCAUGUUGGUACAAGUACUUAGCAGCAGGUAGAUAGCCGCUGUUUCUUAUCUUUGCUGCAUUGACCCUGGACCAAUGAACAUGAAAGAAUGAAACCUGGAAACCUCUGGCAAUGCAGGGGUGACAGCAUUGGAAAAAUUUGUUUGCUUCGUUCCAAGCAAAGCAUCUUCUUCUGAGUUAGCAGGCUGGGGGGUAUCCAAAUCCAUGCUAUCUCUGCAGUCUGUGAGAUUAGGGAUUACCCAGUCAGGAGCACUACCUGGGCUUUAAAUUUAUUUGUGGAGCAGGCUGGUGUGUGUGUCAGCCAUUAACAUUGUAUUUAAAGACAAAUGGUCUCUGCAUAGGUUUUAACUAUAUGCUUUCACUUAGUUGCUAUAUAGAGCCUUAUGAUACUCCCCUUUCCAGGACUUUCCUUGUUGAUGUGCACAGAUAGAUAUUUGCAAUUUCUCUGCUAGCAACAAAGCACUUUGCCCUUUCAGAAAGGGAUUCUCCAUUUUUCUGCUUUAGCUCCCACAGAGGUGGAAGAGGCUGGUGCAGACCAGAGAAGGGGACAGGCAUGUCCUCCAGGCAGGGCAGGGUUUGAUGCCAUCCUGGCUGCUCCAUGCUUGGAGGCCAGCAUAAGGCAACAUCAGCUUUUGCAAAUCUACCCUCCACCCACCGGAAACUAUCCCACCUUACCGCUCCUGUGUACCCUGUACCAGGCUUGAAGAAGGGAGCACUGGGCAGGGAGAGACCACUGAACUGAAAGCUCCCUGUUUGUGCCACAGACCCUCAGCAGUCUUCAGGCACAUGGAGUAGAAAGGUAAUGUAGAAAUAACUUUCCUGCUUCCCAGUCCUUCUUUCUUGGGCAGCAUCAUGGCUCUGCAGUGAGCACUGGCUCACCUGUUACUGAACACCCUGGGUUUUAAUCUCAGGUUUGAUACUGGCCCACUGGGUGAGCUUGGACAGGUCUCUCCCAUUUUGCCUUUCCCCUGUACAGAGCAGUAGAUGCAAACUGUCUUCUUCUGCCAGCUGAAAAUUGUUCCUUGCUAUUACUUUUGUGUGCCUGCCACAGGGAAGCAUUCCUGAUGGUUGUAAUUCUUAAUGAAUAAAGAAACAUCAACAUCAGUGCAAGGACUAAGUAAUGAAUUUGUGUCCAACCUAAGUAGUUGAAGGGCCACACAUCAAAAAAAUUACCACUUGAGUGGAUUUGUGGUCUGCCAGACUUCCCAUAAGGGUGCACAUCAGUUAAUUUGAUUUAUGGAAUUGUUAGUUCAAUAAGCUUGACAGGGAGUGAUCAAAGAGAAGAACCUUAACAAGACACCACAUGACUUGUCUAUUCCCACUGAGGACCACCGUGCAACAACUUUCCUGGUGGUGUGCUCACCAUUUGCAGUAACAGACUCUCAGAUACUGGAAAGCAUUGGAGCAAAUUGAUCUUUGCAGUUGCAGCCCAGCAGCAAACCAGAU
Dryobates pubescens (Downy woodpecker) is the source of this 5213-nucleotide messenger RNA. RefSeq names its product PH and SEC7 domain-containing protein 3. NCBI's taxonomy places the organism in Eukaryota, Metazoa, Chordata, Aves, Piciformes, Picidae. The coding region runs from base 158 to 3262 and encodes 1034 amino acids. The record is from RefSeq and is a predicted model, not a curated record. The transcript has 16 exons. Gene Ontology annotation, biological process: regulation of ARF protein signal transduction. Gene Ontology annotation, molecular function: guanyl-nucleotide exchange factor activity; phospholipid binding; protein binding.